UACAUGUUUUAACAUCCUGUAUAGCUGACAUUUCAACUGACAUAAUAGCUGGAGCUGAGCAACACAGAAAUGCUGGGAAUGAUUCAACAACCACAAGAUCACAGCCAGAUAUCAUAACAGCAGCCAGUCAAAAAUUGAAAAGCAAAACUGCUACUUUAAAAAGAAAAACAGCUACUUUAAGAAGAAGAACAGCUAGUUUAACACUAAAAAAUAUAAUUCAUAAAAAGAAGAAAAAGCAAUGGAUAGUAUUAUCAGUAGCGUCAGCAGUCGUUAUAGCACUCUUAGCUGCAGUUCUCAUUCUCAGUCUCUUUCCUCGACUCCCAACGCUAUCAAAGCAAGUCAUGCGUCCAUACGACACUGUCUUGUAUAGAAUACCUCAAAGUUACUGGGUGACAAGUGUCGAUAUAGAGUUGGAGGGUUCGGCUUCUUGCUCUGCUACAGUCGUCUCAGUCAAAUGCAGUGACAUACAACAAGGCAGCAGCAAUUCAAUAGACGAAGUCUUCAAAUCUGAUUAUAUUUAUCUCGAAGAGGGUUCCAUCAUUAGCCUCCUAAUGAACGAUGUAGAGUCAAUGGGUACUUUGUCUUGCUCUCCUUAUUAUGCUUACAUUUUCAAUGACCAUCAAUCUGCUAACGAUAACGCUGACAAUAAUUUUGAAGAUCUAGCCUGUGCUCAUCCUCCAGACAACACAUGGUGCAUAAGACUCAUCAACGAUAGCAGUGGGGCUCAAUUUAUCUCACCGUCAUCAAGCUAUUAUUUCAUUCGCUGUGACAGAGGACCAGAAUGUGACAUAGUCGACUCCAUUCACUUCAAUGUCAGUCAGUAUAAUAUCAUGCCUAGCAAAGAGUUUGAGAUUGGCUCUGUGAUGAUUCGAACACAUGAUAGUGAGAAAAGGCUCAAAUUAAGAGACGAGACUUUUAGUCCGUACUCUUUCAUAGAAGAGGAAGUGUGUCUCCUGAUGCAGCUGUCAGACUCAUCACAGUGCGAAGACGGGGAACCCCCUAUUUAUCAUGUAGCAUUUGUAGGGUCACCAGCAAGAAGAUACGACAUGAUAUUUCAUCCAUUUUUAGUAUUAUUUGUAAUACUAGUGGUAUCUAUAGUAGCCCUCAGCAUUUUCUAUUGUUAUACUAAAUUUUGUAAUAAGUAAACCCCCUUGUGUACUCAUUUCAUUUGGCUCAUUAGAUGAAGCAUUACAUAUUUAUGUCACACUUCAUUAGUUUCUAAACAGUCCAUAAUGGGUAGAGGUAAUUUCUUUACAAACAUAAAAAUGCAGUGGGUGGUAGGAGUUGCCAUAAAUACUAGCUGCCAGCUGCCAACUGAUAGUGUGGCCCUCCUUCACAUCAUCACAAAUGGCAAAGGCAGCAGUAGAGAAAGAACCUGGCUGUACACUAGUAAUUGCCAAUCCAGCAACCCACUCCAACACUACAGGCCAGGAUCCAGACUAUGUGAAUUCCACAGCAAACCCAUUAUAUGAUCUGUUAGACAAAGAUGAUUCAGUAUUUCAUGAAUAUGUUAAUGUUGACAUUUGUGUACAAAACUCCAAUGAAGUAAUCUAUGAUAACCUCAUAAAUCGUGCUGAUGAGCAUAUCUAUGAAAAUACGGUUAUAAAUCGAGAAAAUACAAAUAAUGAAUCUGUUGCUGGAGCAGGGGAAGAUGAGAAUGAAAUAACAGUAGAGGUACAUGUUGAGCAGCAUGGAGAUGAAAGUUCCACAGAUUUGCCAGAACUUACACCCACACAUCUAGUGAAUGUAUUUUUGAAUAGUGACAUCACAGUUGGAACUCUAAACGCUUUACGUGUUAUGCUCCAAGUUUCAAGGGCUAGACUACUAAGUGUUGCAGGAGGUGAUAAUAAUCUAGCAAUGCAGGCAAUGGAAGUGAUUAGUGCAUGGGUAGAUGAGCAUCCAGAAAUAUCACUGCAGGAAAAGCACAGAAUACUAGCUGAUCAUUUGAGAAGUCUAGAGCUGAGCUACUUGAUACCAAAACUUCGCGGGGAGGAAAGAAUCAUUGGAGCUGAUCCACAAGCAAUUACAAAUUAUUUAAGAGAUGUUACCAGGACUUUCUCUACAAGCCAGGCUCGUGAGUUUGGACGGUCCUUGAAGCUAAGCAAGAAGAAAAUUGAAACAAUAUCUCGCAGCACAGGAGCAACAACAGGGAUGGAACUGGUCCUGCAAAUAUUUGAUCACGUCAACCGAAACAACACUCACCUUAAUGGACCCUUAAUGAGCGAGAUAGAGGAAUCUCUUUAUGCAGCUGCUAAGCUCAACACCAACCCAACAAGGGGAACAUUGAGGAAAUACCAUAAUAGGCUAGGUACAUCACAAUACUAGCAGUAUUG
Messenger RNA from Amphimedon queenslandica, 2333 nucleotides. RefSeq lists its product as uncharacterized. The record is from RefSeq and is a predicted model, not a curated record. The coding region runs from base 1348 to 2325 and encodes 325 amino acids. The transcript has 6 exons. Lineage: Eukaryota; Metazoa; Porifera; Demospongiae; Haplosclerida; Niphatidae.